UCUGUCCUGCACAUGGUCCUUCUCUCUCUUGAUUUGUAAGUUGAGCUGUCUUCUUUAGCGUGCUAGUGAGAGGGGUAUCCCGUAUUACAAUAGGUCUAAAGAUGAAGUCAGCUAGUCAGAGGAGCACCAAACACCACACCAGCACGCCUUAUGACCGACCAAAACCAAAGGGUUUUGUACAGACGGUUAAAGAUUGGUUUACUCCAUCGAAGUGGACCAAGGAAGUCAGCAGUCCUUUACCUAAUCGGACGCUCCCCGACCACACCCCCUGGCCUGGCACACCCCACCCUAUUCAAGGUCGUCAGUUGGACGUGCGUGGAGUGACACACCCUCUGACUCCGCCUUCAUUUGAUGAGUUUAACGAGGAACCGGCAGAGAUAAAGAAGAAUGAAUCGCCUGUACUAGUAUCUAACAAAGAAGAAAGAAUGGAGGAAUCCAGUGCCAGGAGUGGUAGUAACACUCCAUUAGCCAAUACAUCAGUUCCUCUACCUUACAUUGCUCAAAACGGUCUUGAUCCUCCUCCUCCCACUACAUGUGCUCCUACUACUACUUACAGUCAUGGUUCUCAUUAUCCUCAUAGAGGGGUAAGGAUCAAACAGAGGGAGAGGGAUGUUCCAGCGUCAAGUCCCUAUGUGUCUCCGUCUCCUGGUCCUCUUAGGACUAGUGAUGUGGGACAUGCCACACCCAAAUCAGCCAUAUCAUCAGUCCCUUCUCGUGGUCACCCCUCCUUCUCACUGAGUGCAUUCAAUACUCCAGUCAACACUGCAGCUCUAACUAACCUCUCACUCUCUCGCUCUCCCUUCACUUCUUCCUUCUAUACUGGUAGGACGUCCUAUGGUGGAGCCUCCUCCUCCGGUAGACCAUCAUCAUCUCCUUUGUUUAGAAAGAGAACUAGGAAUGAGACCAGCCCAACUAGUGUACAAGUUGGUCCCGUGAAGCGAGCAGUCAAGCCACACCCUCACACCUCACAGUUUCCAGUGGGCGGGGCUAGUCACACGGCCCUUAAGAUCCUUGACACCCUCCAGUCUCUCAGCACUCCGCUACAAGACGCCAGGAAACUCCCACUAAGAGCAACACCGGCUAAGAAGCAACGUAUAGAAGGUCCCUCUACCAGUUCCUCUGCUACCUCUCCUCCCCCUCCUGUCUCUUCCCUCUCUGCUCCGCCCACACAUGCAAAAUUGUCGAAAGUACGACAACCAGUCGUACAUGCUGUAGCCUCGCCUCCAACCCCACCCCCUUCUCAUGGAAAAGAGAAAGUCCUAAUAGAUCUAACGAUUUCUCCUAAAGAAGUCAAAAAGACUCAAGCCCCUCCCCCUACUCCGCCCCCUUCCUCCUCUAAGAGUUCUACUGGUAAAAUAAGAGCUACUAAACAUACGACACACUAUAGCUCCAAGAGCAGAGAUGGCGAGGGAGAGGAGGUAUAUAAUACAAGCGAACUACCUCCUCCCAUUCCACUCCUAUUACAUAAAUCAGGUCCACUGCCUUCCAUUGAUAUUCCGUUCUUGACUCCGUUAACUAAAGAGCCUAAGGUUCCAACCACCACUUCCAAUUUGACACGUUCUCCUUUCUCUUCAAUGACGACAGCCAGUUCUUACUCUUUCACUUCUCCUGAGAUGGCUUUGAGAUCAGAGCCACGCCAACAUGCCACGCCUAUAUCUCCAAUCAACAGCAGCUUGUUCCAGUUCAGUGAUCCACUCCCAGUCCUAGUGGGGUCCACCUCCAGUGGGGCUACCAGACCACCCCUUACUGCAUCAGGUUCUCUAUCAUUUAAAGCUCAGCCAGUAUCUCUCCCUCCGCCCUCUUCCGUCUCACCAGCUCCACCCACUUUAUCAAAACCUGUUGGGAGCCUCGUAGACGCCCUCAAGAAACCAGAGUACCAGAUUGAAAACAUCCGUAAAGAAGCGAAACAAAAGAGUGUCCUGCCCCCUUCUAUCACCUCUCCUCCUGUGGGUGGAGAGACCAAAGGAUUCUCUGUUCCUUCUCUCAAGCCGUUAAAGGAUGUCCCCCUUAUUGUUCCCACGUCCAACUGGUCCUGUGACUCUUGUUGGGUAUCAAAUAAAAGUGAUACUAAUAAGUGUGUGGCUUGUGGUGCGUCUCAGCCCUCGGGCAUUAAAAAGAAAGCAGUUGCUUUCUCUACUCCUUCAGUAACCGACGCUCCCUCUGGGGGGUUGAAAUUUCCCUCUGGGGGAAGCUUAACCAGUACUUCUGGGGGGCUGAAAUUACCCACCGGGGGAAGUUUAACCAGUACUUCUGGGGGGUUAAAAUUACCUGCCGGGGGAAGUUUAACUAGUACUUCUGGGGCGCUGAAACUUCCUUCAGGUAACUUGACUGGUGGAGUAAAAUUACCUCAGGGGGGCAAUGUAAUGUUAGCUCCCAGUAGUGGUAUUUUUAGCAGCUCCGGACCCCCUCCUGCAUCUACCAGUACUAGUAUUGCAUCAUCUAGUGGGAGUGGCUUCAAGUUAUCAAGUGGAGGAUUAUCUGGUAACGUACAACUGUCCACGCUCAUUACUUCAAACACUAAACCUACUGCCAUGCCUCUCAGCAGUCUAGCCCCGCCCACUUCUAAUUGGGAGUGCCCAGUCUGUAUGAUCAGUAAUACUAAAGAUUCUGAUACUUGUGUUGCUUGUGGUGCUAAAAGAUCCUCUGAUACCAGUACCGAUAACAAGGGAAGUGGAACAGGGUUUUUGAAACCUGGCGGAAAGUGGGAGUGUCCCACUUGUAUGCUCCACAAUGAUCCAAGCAAAGAUUCUUGUCCGGCUUGUGAGACUCCACGACCUGGAGCAACCGCCAAAACCAGUCAGACCAGUUUAAACUCGAGUGUGAAACCUGUCCAGUUUGGUGAUGGAGGUGGAAUGAAGCUUGGAGGAGGGUUGCUUUUAACUGGUGCUGCUGGAGGGGGUUUGAAAUUAGGAGGAGGGGGCCUGAAUAUAUUUGGUGGCAUUUCGUCUCAGUCCCAAUCAGUUUCUACUAAUAAUACAAACACUAGUCAGUCAGUUACAUUAGGAGUUACUACUCAAUCUACAACUACUACUUCAUCUCAGACUAAUGUAUCUGUUUCUUCUUUUAUAUCUACAAAUGUCACUACUGGCUCAUCUCCUCUCUCCUCCUCGUCUCUCCCUACUGCUCCCUCUCUCUUACCUCCUACAGCUACUAAACCUUCUCUUUUUGGACAGUCACUAGUCACGGCUGCUCCUUCUCCUCUCUCUACUGCUUCUAGUGCUACUCCUUCUCUUUCACUGGGAGGUACUGUGUCGUUAUCUAGUGGUCUUACCAGUACUGUUGGAGCUCCGUUGUUUAUGCAAAGUCAGCAACCAGUUUCGGGUCCUAGUACUACAUUUACGCUCCCUAAAUCCGAUUUCAAUAAGGGGGCCCUCUCGGGGUUGAAAUUUGAAACCCCGCCCCCUCCAGUCCUCACCACUGCAUCAAGCGAAGGAUCAACUCAAUCUCAACCUAUAUCAGUUACUCCUUCUUCUGGUUUUUCUACUUUACCUACUACUUCUGUUGGGGCUUCACUGUUUCAGUCUUUUCUGACUCCGCCUGCUUCCGCUCCUGCCUCCACAGCAACCGUGUUUGGUAAGCCCCCUGGAGGAGGGGAUGGACAGAAGCUGCUGUUCGGAGUACCCAGUCAAGGUUUGCUGUUGUGUACUUGUUU
This is a messenger RNA of Amphimedon queenslandica, 3652 nucleotides long. RefSeq names its product nuclear pore complex protein Nup153-like. Gene Ontology annotation, biological process: protein import into nucleus; RNA export from nucleus. The record is from RefSeq and is a predicted model, not a curated record. Gene Ontology annotation, molecular function: structural constituent of nuclear pore. Gene Ontology annotation, cellular component: nuclear pore. The transcript is spliced from 8 exons. The annotation marks the transcript as partial. NCBI's taxonomy places the organism in Eukaryota, Metazoa, Porifera, Demospongiae, Haplosclerida, Niphatidae.